Phalaenopsis equestris is the source of this 1566-nucleotide messenger RNA. RefSeq names its product aspartic proteinase PCS1-like. Bases 171 to 1466 code for a protein of 431 amino acids. Gene Ontology annotation, molecular function: aspartic-type endopeptidase activity. Lineage: Eukaryota; Viridiplantae; Streptophyta; Magnoliopsida; Asparagales; Orchidaceae. Gene Ontology annotation, biological process: proteolysis. The transcript has a single exon. The record is from RefSeq and is a predicted model, not a curated record.
CACAGUUGUAUCAAUUAAUUACUUAAAAAGCUCUAUUGUUAUCGAACAAGCUUCAAAAAUACGUGGCUUUAAUACAUUUGACUAAGUGUUUGGUGCCUAACAAUAUACAUUGUUUAAAAGCUUUGAUAUUCCACUCUUUCGGGGUUCACUGAGAAGCUUAAGCAGUAGAAAUGGGAUCCUCUGCUGCUGCUGCUUCUAUUCUCAUGAUCUCAUUUCUCCUACUCUCUUCUUCCCAAUGCUUGAGAGAGAGAGAAACCGACAAAAUAAGCAAGAAUCAAGCAGUGAUAUUGCCAUUGAGAACUCAGAAGCUUUCCCCGCCGCUUCUCCUUUCUCAGCCAUCCAACAAGCUUCUCUUCCAUCACAACAUCUCUCUCACCGUCUCCCUCUCCGUCGGAACUCCGCCGCAAAACGUCUCCAUGGUCCUCGACACUGGCAGCGAACUCUCAUGGCUUCUCUGUAACUCCUCCACUGACUACUCCUUCCACCCUCUCUCCUCUUCUUCCUUCUCUUUCAUCCCCUGCUCCUCCCCAACCUGCCAAUCCUACGUUCCCUGCGACCCCUCUUCUCGCUGUCAGAUCUCCCUCUCCUACGCAGACGGCUCCACCUCCGACGGACUCCUCGCCUCUGAUCUCUUCCUCCUCCCCGUCCAUAAAUUUGCCGCCUUUGGCUGCAUAAACACAUCUUUCUCGUCCUCCGUCUCCGACCAAACCGCAGUUGGACUUCUCGGCAUGAACCAAGGACCCCUCUCCUUUAUCACGCAAACCUCCAUCCGACGUUUCUCCUACUGCAUACCCGCCGCCGCAGAAGCCGCCGGCGUGCUCCUCCUCGGUGACGCAGACCUCAACUUCGUCCCACACUUAAACUACACUCCUCUGUUCCAAAUCUCACUUCCUCUACCGUACUUUGACCGCGUGGCCUACUCCGUUCAGCUCGAAGGCAUCCGCGUCGCCGGUAACCUGCUUCCAAUCCCGAAAUCCGUGCUCGUACCGGACCACACGGGUGCCGGACAAACCAUCGUCGACUCCGGAACGCAGUUCACGUUCCUAUUGGGCUCUGCUUACUCGGCGCUAAAAAUCGAAUUUUUAAGGCGGACGAAGGGGGUGCUGAAGGAAUUGGAGGAGCCGGAUUUUGUCUACCAGGGAGCGUUCGACGCGUGUUUUCUGAUUCCGUCGCUGCGAGCGACGCCGCCGGAGGGUAUUCCUGCGGUGUCUCUUGUGUUGCCCGGAGCAGAGGUGGUGGUCGGCGGCCAGCGGCUGCUUUACCGGGUUGCAGGAGAACGGCGCGGUGGUGAUUCUGUGUGGUGUUUGACGUUUGGUAACGCAGAUUUGGUGCCGAUCGAAGCGUACGUAAUAGGGCAUCACCAUCAGCAGGAUCUGUGGGUUGAGUACGAUCUGGACCGGGGUCGGGUUGGCUUUGGUCCGGUUCGGUGUGAACUUGCCAGCCAACGGAUCGGUGCCGGUUUGUGACUGUUGGUGGACUCUAUUUGUUUGGGAUAAUUUUGGUAGGCUCAAGGUGUUGUUUAUUUGAAAUUAAGAAGCUGUAAUUAAAGCACAUAAUCAAUUCUAU